ACCGAUUUUGGCCCGUACAGACAUGACAAGCCCCGACCCGACCCGCUCAUCGCAAACUCUCUCAGAGACUCAGACUCCUAGAGUCCCAGGUUCCACUUUCCAGCUCGAUACUGUACAUAUUGUGGUCAACAGCCACAGCAGUAAACAGAGCCGCCGUGUACGGCUGACCAGUUGCCUUCAUCCGCUCUCCACCGCCAUUUCCUAGCUGGAUUUCGACACCGGCAGAACUACAAUCACUGGCCAUAUGCUGUCGGUAGUUCCCAUGCUCUGGGAAAUUCAUCAUUUGACAUCUAUACCCUCAGGUGGAAGUGAAAAUGCCUUGUGAUGGUCCGCCCCGCCCCGGAAUCAUAGACCCAGCUGCACUCAUUACCUAUGGCUAUUUCAAGAUUUCUGUUUAUUGUCAAUGCUAGGAGGAUUGUUCAUUCCCAGCUUGCAACACUUACAAACAGCCGUUUGGAGGUUUGGUCACCAUGCUCAAUUGGAUUGCCUUACAUAUUUUCAAAGUUAAGUGCAGAAUGCAGAGUUUUUCAUAGAGGUUUUGCUUCAUGCACAUCAUACAAAUCUAAAGCUGUUUUAUGGAGAAGUAGAGCUAUCUUGAAAUUCCAAUAUCCUAGAAAGCCUGUUAAACCUAUGAUGGUUGCUGUAAACGUUAGGCAUCCAGGUGUUGUUGAAGCUAUCAGAAGCUAUCAAAAGGGCAAGUUUCUAAGUUCAUUCCUACUUUGAAAUGGUUGAGGUUGGAUGAAAGCAUUCAGCAAUUUGCAGUGUUCAUGAUGUCCCAAGUUGAUCUUUCUAGAGAAGCAGCUAACUUGAGUCGGUUUAUUUACAAUUUUUGUAGAUGGAAAGAUGUUUUAUCAUUCCCAAAACCUCUAUAUCCUUUGGUACAUCCUGCUGUUUUAGUGGAAACAUUUGAACAUGGUGAUAAUGUUCUUCACUAUGUUGAUGGGCUUGAGGGACAAGAGCAUAUUAAAAGUUCACUUGCGCAUAUUGGGACUCAUGCACUCUUGAAGAUGCUUUUGGUAUGGUUACUUAACAUGCUUCACAGCUUGUCACACUA
Ipomoea nil (Japanese morning glory) is the source of this 1054-nucleotide messenger RNA. RefSeq lists its product as uncharacterized. The transcript is spliced from 2 exons. Bases 373 to 723 code for a protein of 116 amino acids. NCBI's taxonomy places the organism in Eukaryota, Viridiplantae, Streptophyta, Magnoliopsida, Solanales, Convolvulaceae. The record is from RefSeq and is a predicted model, not a curated record.